GGGAGCGCCCCGGCGGCCGGCGGCGCCCGCUGGUUGUCAGGGUAACCGCGCCUGUGCCUCGGAAGAAAUUCUGUCCAGGGUUUGUACCCGAUUUCCCGCGCAGUUGGCCGUGCCAUUCAACAGUGCGAGGGCCUGGAGUCGGCCCGGCCAUCGACUGGCUUUGCGGCCUCGGCCUUUGUGACCUGCAGGUCCUCUUCUCAACUGGGGACCAUGAUAGUAGUAGCUUCUUAAUAGUGUCUCGCGAGGACUGAGUGAAAAUGUGAUGACUGGCCGUAGUAAGUGCUCGCAAAGUGUUCGCAUCACCGUCUCUCUUGAAAAAGGUGGGAAAGCAGGAUAGAGAAAUGCAGGCUACUGGUUUGGUCUUCAGGGCGAGAGGCGGGACCCCAAGGGGCUAGAAAGCCGCCCCCACCUGGCGUCCACCCCAACCUGGGCUCGCGGGGCGCGGCGCGCGCAGCGGCGGACUCCUGGCCUUUGGGGACAAGGUCACGAGCGGGCGGCAGAGGAGCUGGGACAUGGCUCGGUGGGCUCGGCCUGCUCUUUCCGCCUUCAGGCCCUGGGGCCCGGCAGGGUGGAGGAGUCUCUAUACUGAAGUCACAGAUGUCCUGGGGGAGGGUCAUCAAGGGCCUUCUCCUGGAAGAACGGACAUGGUGGCCACCAGUCUUUGGGGUGUGAAAAAGGCGCCCUGUGCAGUGGAGCUGGCAGUCCUGAACUCUGGCAUUACAGGUGGAAGAAGACCCAUAUCUUUUUCUGCUAGUGCCUCAAGCAUCUUUGGAAGCGGAGGCAACAGUAAGAAGGAGAAGCUUCUUCUGCAGGAUAUAGCGGAGCUGAUCCAAGCCAGAGCCUGCCAGAGGGUGGUGGUCAUGGUGGGGGCCGGCAUCAGCACGCCCAGCGGCAUUCCGGACUUCAGGUCUCCCAGGAGUGGCCUCUACAGCAACCUGCAGCAGUACGACCUCCCCUACCCUGAGGCCAUUUUUGAGCUCACUUUCUUCUCUCACAACCCCAAGCCCUUUUUCACUUUGGCCAAGGAGCUGUACCUCAGGAGCUACAGGCCCAACGUCAUACACUACUUCCUGCGACUGCUUCACGACAAGGGGCUGCUUCUGCGGCUCUACACACAGAACAUCGAUGGGCUCGAGAGAGUAUCUGGCAUCCCUGCCUCAAAGCUGGUUGAAGCUCAUGGAUCCUUUGCCUCUGCCACGUGCACUGUCUGCCGAAGGCCCUUUCCAGGGAAGGACAUUUGGGCUGAUGUGACCGUGGACAGGAUCCCCCGCUGCCCGGUCUGCACUGGCGUUGUGAAGCCCGACAUCGUCUUCUUUGGGGAGGCACUUCCCCAGAGAUUCCUGAUGCAUGUGGUUGAUUUCCCCAUGGCAGAUCUGCUGCUCAUCCUCGGGACCUCCCUGGAGGUAGAGCCUUUUGCCAGCUUGUCUGAGGCCGUGCAGAGCUCAGUGCCCCGACUGCUCAUCAACCGGGACUUGGUGGGGCCCUUUGCUUGGCGUCCUCGCAGCAGGGAUGUGGUCCAGCUGGGGGAUGUGGUUCACGGCGUGGAGAGGCUGGUGGAGCUUCUGGGCUGGACAGAAGAGUUGCAGGACCUCAUCCAGCAGGAAACGGAAAAGCUUAACAGACGGGACAGAUAAGAGUGAUGCCUGGUCCCCGCCCUCCCCACCCCACCCUGGACCAGAAAUGGUUCCAAGGAGUCACUGCCCACCUCUGAGAAAAGUUUUGGCUGAGUCGGAACCUGUGGCCUGAGGAAGAGUAUGAGGCUGCCUGGGUCCUGAGCUCUGUGCUGACGGAUCAUGUCAUGCUUACGCUGCGGGCCAUCCCAGUCACGGGCACCAAGCUGCCCAGCGCCUUUCUGCUGUUUGACUCUUCAGUCUGCUGAAGCUCUUGAUGCCGAACAAAAGCUUUCUCCUGACAGUGACCCUCUGGAACUCCAGCGGACCAACGGGAGGCCCAGACUGGAUCUGCUCUGUGUCUGGGUCUCCAUCUGAAGGGCAGGCUCAGCAUCUGUCCGUUAGAAAAACCGUCUCGGGUGGAGUGGCCACAGCCACUCCCAAGGCAUGGUCCUGGGCCCCACGUAAUAGGAUAGGGUCCUGUAGCAUGUUGGCCUCCUUAGUAGGGUUAUUUUUAAUUAGAGAAACUUUGUUCUUCAUUUCUGGCAUGAAAUAAACUCUUUGGUCUCCUUAAA
Messenger RNA from Leptonychotes weddellii (Weddell seal), 2185 nucleotides. RefSeq names its product sirtuin 3 (gene SIRT3). Gene Ontology annotation, cellular component: nucleus. Gene Ontology annotation, molecular function: NAD+ binding; histone deacetylase activity, NAD-dependent. The record is from RefSeq and is a predicted model, not a curated record. NCBI's taxonomy places the organism in Eukaryota, Metazoa, Chordata, Mammalia, Carnivora, Phocidae.